Messenger RNA from Ahaetulla prasina, 7116 nucleotides. Its product is annotated as trichohyalin-like. The transcript is spliced from 7 exons. The record is from RefSeq and is a predicted model, not a curated record. Lineage: Eukaryota; Metazoa; Chordata; Lepidosauria; Squamata; Colubridae. Gene Ontology annotation, molecular function: Hsp70 protein binding. Bases 1 to 7116 code for a protein of 2371 amino acids.
AUGGGAUCAAGUAAUCUUCCAAAGUUUAGGUCUGAUCUCAGCUUUACAAAUUCUGAAGAUCGUCUUUUCCUCCGGGAAUCAUUAGACACGGUAGUCAGUUCCUUGACACAUACCACAAAUUACAUCUGUAUAGAAGAAAGGGACAGUGAGCUUCCGGAAGAUGCAUGGAAUGAGAACAAUUUGGAGAAUUGUAAUGAGGAAAACAUGGAACAAUUGCAGAACGAUAGCCAAGAAAUAGAAUAUGAAAACCUUUAUAUAUCUGACGAGGUAAGGAAUCAAAUCAAUGAAAUGAAUAAAAAGGCUUUGGACGCCCUAGCAAAAGUUGAACUUCAAAAAGCUGUUGAUCUGUUCUCUGAAGCUAUUGAGGUCAACCCAAACAUUUCUAGUUCUUACACCAACCGUGCCAUUGUCUAUAUGCAAUUGCAAAAACCAAACGCUGCUAUUAAAGACUGCAACAUGGCCAUUGAACUGAAUCCCAAAUCAUCAGAACCAUUAAAAUUGAGAGGAAAAGCAUUCAAGGAACUGGGCUGUUUAAAAAAAGCAGCCUGUGAUUUUGCUUUAGCUUCUAAGUUAGAAUAUGACAAAGAGGCCAAUUCAGUACUAAAGGAAUUAAAAUCAGGAUUUCAAAGAAAUUCUGAAAGGCAAGCAAAGUGCAUCCUUACAUAUAAGGAAUCUGAGAUACUGGAAAAGAUUAAGAAAGCACAGAUAAUUUUAGAGGAUCAAAAACUAGACCAGAGAGAGGAAAGUAUUAGCAUAGAACUGGAGAACAAAAUAGUAAGGAAUGAAGAAGAGAAAAUGAAGCUAGACCAUAAUAAAGACUCCCAAGAAAUAAUAUAUGAAAAUGUGGAGACAGAUGAGAAAUGGAAGCAGGCCAGUGAAAACAAGAAAGCAGCUUUUAAUGCAAUGGAGAAAGGUGAAUAUCAAAAAGCAGCUGAGUUAUUCACCAAAGCUAUCAACCUAAACCCCCAUCUUACUAACUUGUAUGUUUGCCGUGCCAGUUCUUUUCUGAAACUUCAUAUGCCAAUUGCUGCCAUAAAGGAUUGUAACAAUGCCAUAAAAUUAAAUCCGGAUAUGGCCUUACCAUACAAGUGCCGUGGAGAGGCAUUUUGCAUGUUGGGUUAUUGGCAGAAGGCUACUAAAGAUUUCUCUGUGUCCUGUCAACUAGAUUAUGAUGAAGAUACUUAUGCCAAGAUGAAAGGAAUACAAACAGAAAAUGAGAAAAUUAUUAAAUGGUGGGAAAACCCAGAGGAAAGAAGUAUUCAGGGACAAUUUAAAGAGAAGAUGAGUAAAAUGAAAGAAGCUUCUGGGAAAAUACAAGGAAAUGGUCCCCAAGAUAAAUCAGUUAUUCAUGAGUCUUACAGACAAGAACUGGACCCAAGAGCAUUUCACAUUUCUGAGGAAAAGACAAUUCUGCAUAAUUCCAAAAACUAUAAGAUAUUCCCUCGUCAUUGUUCAGAGGAUCAAAAUGAAACUUAUCCCAUGUCUGCAGUAGAAGAGCAAGAUCAGUUUAUGGAUGAUGAAAAACAAGAGCACAUAGGACUGCAUGAAAAAAGGGCUCAGAAAGGAGCUAUGAGGAAUCAAAAAUAUGAAACUGAGUCAGAAAGUGAGGAUAGCGAAUUGGAAAUUGAUACUGAAGAGGUUAUUGAAUCAGAUGAAGAUCUUCCUCAGGAGAUGGGAAAUGAAAACUUGAAAGUGACUGAUGAAAUGAGAAAACUAGCCAAUGAAAAGAAGAGGGAAGCUUUUGAUGCAGUCAAUAAAGGAGAACUUUUUAAAGCUUUAGAUUUGUUCACAGAAGCUAUUAAGCUCAAUCCACAUCUUACUAUCUUAUAUGCAAAUCGAGCCAGGGUCUAUUUGAAGCUGCAAAAGCCAACUGCUGCAAUUAGGGACUGUGAUAAAGCCAUACAAAUAAAUCCUGACUCAGCCCAGCCCUACAAGUGGCGAGGAAAAGCACUGCAAAUACUUGGUUACUGGCAAAAGGCAGCUAAAGACCUUGCCUUGGCCUGCCAGUUAGAUUAUGAUGAAGAAUCCUAUGCUUUGCUAAAAGAGGUACAACCAAAGGCUCAGAAAAUCGCCAGGCUCAGGAGGAAACAGGAACAGAAAGUUGAUGAAAAGAAGGAUAAGGGUGUUUUGGGUGAACUUCAAGAAACUUGUAAGAAGAAAGAAAGAUCUCAAAUGACAUCUGCAGAAUUAGGAAGAAAUGACAAGGACAUUGUGGGGAAACGGAGAGAAAAUUUGGGGGGAAACACCAAAGAACAACAAAGAGUAAGGCAAACAGUUCUGACAGAACAAAAGAGUAUGCCCCAAGACAAUAGAGGGAGAUGUUUUCAGGAAAGCAAAAGGAAACAAGUUAACUAUAUUGAGAAGGAGGAAGAGGAAGAGGAAGAAAUAGAAGAGGAAGAAGAGGAACAACAAGAAGAAGAAAAAUUCCAAGAGAAUUUACUGAAAGAAGUGAACUUUAAACAGAAAGAAAUGAAACACCAAGUCCAUCAGAAUGAAUUGGAGGAACAACUAAGAGCUCUUCAGCAAGAAUUGGAUGAAAAACUCAGAAGUUAUCAAGAAGAAAUUGAUGAAGAAGAAAGCACUUUGCAGAGAUUAAUAGAUGAACAGGAAAAAUCACAGCUAAAGGCACUCAGUGAACAAGAACAAGCUUUUAAAAUAAUCCUGGAAGAACAAGAAAAAAUACAGAAGGCAACCUUGAGGGAACUGGCCAGAGCUCAACAGCAGGCUUUAGAUGAGCUUGAAAAAGCCACAAAGAAAGCCCUGGAGGAACAAGAGAGAGUCCAGCAACAAGCUCUUGAAGAACAGGAAAGAGCACAGGAGGCCCUGGAUGCUUUGGAAAGAGCACAUAAAAAGGCUUUGGAGGAACAAAAUAAAGUUCUUAUAGCUGCAAUGGAAGAACAGGAGUACGCUCAGAGAAAGUCACAGAAAGAAAAAAGGAUGGCUGAAGCAGCUUUAGAAAAACUUGCAGAAACUCAAAGAAAGGUCCAAAAACAGCAGGAAAGAGCUGAGAGACAAGCUAAAGAAGAAAGAGAGAAAGCACAAAGAGCUUUAGAAGAAUUAGAGAUUGCCCAGAAAAAGGCUUUGGAAGAUCAGAAAAAAGCUGAGAAAAUUCUGGAAGCUAUAGAAAGAGCACACAAACAGGCUUUAGAGGAACAAAGAAAGAUUCAGAUGGUUGCUGUGGAAAAACAACAGCAAGCAAAAGAAAGUUACCUAGAAGAAAAAAAGAUGGCUGAAGCCACCAUGAAACAACUUUCAAGGAUGCAAAAAGAAUUUCAUGAGGGACAAGAAAGUUCAGAAAAGAAAGCAGUAAAAGAGAAAGAGGAGAGUCAGAAAGCCAUAGAAGAAUUGGAAAUUGCUAAAAAGAUAGCCCUGGAGGAACAAGCAAGAGUUCAAAAAGCUCUAGAAGCUUUAGAAAAAUCACAUAUGUGGGCAUUAGGCCAACAGAGGAAAGUGCAGGAAAAUAUUCUAAAAGAAAGGUUGAUGGGAGAAUUAGCCCUAGAAGAGCUUUUCAGGACUCAAAAAAAAAUUCGAGAAGAGCGAGAAGAAGCUGGGAAAAAAACCAUGAAAGAAAGAGAGAGCAUACAAAAGGCCCUCAAUGAAUUGGAGAUUGCUAAAAAGAAAUGUCUUGAGGAACAGGAAAGAGCUCAGAAUGCUAUGGAAACCUUAGAAAAGGCUCAUAAACAGGCCCUGGAGGAACAGAAGAAAGCUCAGAUGGCUGCCCUAGAAGAACAAGAAAAACUGAGGAAAAGGUCUGAAGAAGAAAAGAAGGUGGCUGAAGCUGCCCUAGAAGAAAUUUUCAAAACUCAAAGGAGGUUCCAAGAAGAACAGCAAAAAGCUGAAAAAACAGCAAUGGAAGAGAGAGAGAAAGCUCAGAGAAACCUAGAAGAAUUAAAAACUAUUAGGAAAAAAGCCCUUGAGGAACAGAAACAAGCUCAGAAGGCUCUGGAAGAAGUAGAAAUAGCUCAUCAACAGGCUAUGGAGGAGCAGAGAAAGGCUCAUCUGGCAGCCAUGGAGGAACAGGAGCAAGGAUGGGGAAAAAUGCAAGAAGAAAAGAAAAGGAUGGAGGCAGCUCUGGAAGAGCUUUUAAGGAUACAGCAACAGUUCCAAAAAGAGCAGGAAAUGGCUGAAGAAAAAGCAAUACAAGAAAAACAGAUAGCUGAAAAGACCCUCAGAGAAUUAGAGAUUGCUCAAAAACAAGCUCUUGAAGAACAAAUAAGAGCUCAGAGAGCUUUGGAAAAUGUAGAAAAAGCUCAUAAACAGGCACUGGAAGAGCAGAAGAAAAUGCAAGAAGAAAAGAAAAGGAUGGAGGCAGCUCUGGAAGAGUUUUUAAGGAUACAGCAACAGUUUCAAAAAGAGCAGGAAAUGGCUGAAGAAAAAGCAAUACAAGAAAAACAGAUAGCUCAAAAGACCCUCAGAGAAUUAGAGAUUGCUCAAAAACAAGCUCUUGAAGAACAAAGAAGAGCUCAGAAAGCUCUGGAAAAUGUAGAAAAAGCUCAUGAACAGGCACUGGAAGAGCAGAAGAAAGCUCUAGAAGAAUUGCAGAUUGAACAGAAGAAAGCCAGAGAGGAACAGACAAAAGCUCAAAAAAUUCUGGAAACUCUUGAAAAAGCUCAAAAAGAGGGCCUGGAAGAACAGAUGAAAGCUAAAAUGGCUGCCAUCGAUGAACAGGAGCAAGCACGAAAGAAAUCUCAAGAAGAAAAAAUGAUGGCCGAAGCUGCUUUGGAAAACAUUUUAAGAGCUCAGAAAAAACUUCAAGAAGAACAGGAAAAUGCCAGUAAAAAAAUUAUGGAAGAAAAAGAGAAUAUACAGAAGGGCCUCAGAGAAUUAGCAAUUACUCAAAAGAGAGCACUCGAGGAACAGGAAAGAGCUCAGAAUGCACUAGCAGCUAUAGAAAGAUGUCAUCAAAUGGCCCUGGAAGAUCAAAGAAGAGCUCAGAUAGCAAUAAUAGAAGAACAAGAACAAGCAAGGAAAAGAAUUCAGGAAGAAAAGAAGAUAGCUGAAGUGACCCUGGAUGAACUUUUAAAAACUCAGAGGAGGUUCCAAGAAGAGAAGGAAAUGGCUGAGAAAAAAAUAAUGGAAGAAAGAGAAAUAAAUCAGGUUGCCCUAACAGAGUUAAAAAUAGCUCAGAAAAAAGCUCAGGAGGAACAGGAAAGGGCUCAGAAAACAUUGGAGGCUGCAGAUAGAGCCCAUAAAUGUGUCCUGGAGGAACAAAAGAAAGCUCAGUUAGCUAUUCAAGAACAAGAGCAAGCAUGGAAGAAAUCACAAGAAGAAAAGGAAAUGGCUGAGGCAAAACUACAAGAACUCUUAAGGGCCCAGAAAACUUUUCAAGAGGAACAGGAGAAAGCAGAAAAGACGGCAAUAGAAGAAAGGGAGAGACUUCAAAGAAACAUUAAAACAUUAGAAGAAGUCCAGAAGAGAGCUCAGGAGGAACAGGAGAAGGCCCAGGCAUCUCAGCAUGCUCUAGAAAUUUCCCAUAAACAGGUACUAGAGGAACAGAAGAAGGCUCAUUUGGCUGCCAUGAUGGAACAGGAAAAAGCACAGAAAAAAUCUCAGGAAGAAAAAAAAAUGGCUGAAGCAGCCCUAGAAAACCUAUUGAAACAAGUACAAAAGGAGCAAGAAACAGCUGAGAGAAAGGCAAUAGCAGAAAAGGAGAAAGCUAAGGCAUUGCUAAAAGAAUUAGACAUUGCUCAGAAGAAGGCAUUAGAAGAAUUAGAGAAUGCCCAGAAGAAGGCCCUGAAGGAACAGGAAAAAGCUCAAAAAACUCGGGAUAUUCUUGAAAAAGCUCAUAAGCGGGCACUGGAAGAACAGAAGAAAGCACUAAAGAAAAUUCAAGAGGAAAAAAGGAUGGCUGAAGCUGCUCUGCAAGAACUUUUAAGAACCCAGAAAACAUUCCAAGAAGAACAGGAAAAGGUUAAGAAGAAAAUGAUGAAAGAAAGUGAGAGGACUCAGAAGACUAUAGAAGAAUUAGAAAUUGCACGGAAGAAGGCUCUGAAAGAAAAGGAGAAUGCUCAGAUAACUUUGGAGGCUCUGGAAAGAACUCAUAAACAAACACUGGAGAAAGAAGAAAAAGCACAAAAAAAAUCUCAAGAAGAAAAGCAAUUGGCUGAAGCUGCCCUGGGAGAACUUAUAAGAACUCAGAAAAAGUUUCAAGAAGAACAAGAAAGGGCUGAAAGAAAAGUCAAGGAAGAAAGGGGAAACAUUCAGAAGUCUCUCAAAGAAUUAGAGGUUGCUCAAAAGAAAGCUCUAGAGGACUUGGCAAUAGCUCAAAAGAUGGCCAUGGAGGAAAAUGAAAGAACACAGCAGAGGGCAUUGGAAGAAAAAAGGGCAAUACAUUUGGCUAUGAAAAAGCUGGAGACAGCACAUGCUAAAGCUAUAGAGGAACAACAGAUAGCACGGAGGCUGGCCUUUGAAGAACAGCAGAGAACUAAGCAGAUGUUUGCUGAACUAGAGGAAUCGCGAAGAAAAGUCCUGGAAGAUCAAGAAGCAGCAAAAAGGAAAGCUAUAGAUGAACAAGUAAGAGCUCAUCAUGCUAUAAAUGAAUUGGCCAAGAUACAAAGGGAAGUUUUGGAAGAACAAGAGCAAGCUCAGAAGAUAGCUUUAGCAGAACAGCACAAGGCUGAGAUGAUGUUUAAGGAGCUGGAAGAAAGACAGAGAAAAGUCCUGACUGAUCAGCAGAGAACAUGGAUGAAAGACUUCGAUGAUCAAAAAAAACCUCACUUUCCUUUAGGAGAAUUUGAAAACACUCAAAUGGUGGAACAGGAAAAUGUUCAUGCUAAUACAGUAGAAGAGCAAAAAGAAGCUCAUAAAGCUACCGAACUGGAGAAAGCACAGAAUCAAACAUUGGAAAAAACGCAUAAUAAAUAUGCAGCACAAUUUUCAGAGUCUGUUCUAAAAACAGUGAAUGAAGAGGGCACUGCAGUAUGUGGCCGUGAAUCUGAGGAAGCAGAAAAGAAAGACUUGGUCAUACUUGGUGGUAAAAAGUUCUGUAUGGAGCCAGGAAAAAAUCUUAGGGAUUUAGACAAGAAGGAAUACCAGCAAUCCCUUAGGAACAGAGGAUAUGACAAGAAUUCUCGAAGACCACUCCCAAACUCUGUCUUGGACUUUUUUUCAAACUGA